Messenger RNA from Lactuca virosa, 1668 nucleotides. Lineage: Eukaryota; Viridiplantae; Streptophyta; Magnoliopsida; Asterales; Asteraceae. The record is from the annotation of a GenBank genome assembly.
AAUUUGAAAAACCAGACGAGCACAUUUACAUUUGCGUCUUCAUAAUCUGCAUAUAAAAUAGCCAGAUGUUAUAUAUGUACUUGCUAUCUUGAAUUCAGAAAAAAAUAGCAAGAAGGCUUCAUGGGUUCUAUACAAAAGAAACCACAUGCCUUGUGCAUACCAGCCCCAGCACAAGGCCAUAUUAACCCCAUGCUAAAAGUUGCUAAAAUUCUCCAUUCCAAAGGCUUUCAUAUUACCUUCGUUAACACCGAGUUCAACCAUCAACGACUCCUCAAAUCUCAGGGCUCCGACGCCCUACAUGGCCUCCCUUCCUUCUGCUUCGAGACCAUUCCUGAUGGCCUUCCGCCGGCCCAGAACCCUGAUGAAACCCAAGUUUUCCCAACCUUAUGGAAGUCCAUGGAUGAAACUUGUCUGGGUCCGUUUAAAAGUCUGCUUACCAAACUGAAUGCUUCAUCUUCACCGGUGACUUGCAUAGUUGCAGACUUAUUCAUGGGCUUCACCCUCGAUGCAGCCAAAGAACUUGAUAUCCCCGAGAUAGUCCUAUGGACCAGCGGUGUUGGUGCUCUAAUGUGUGUUCAUGAGCAGCACAAUCUAUUGGAGAGAGGUUUGGUGCCACGUGAAGCAUCGAGUUUUUUAGCAAAUGAGCAUUUAGAUACCAUGAUUGAUUGUGUACCAACCAUGUCGGAGAGAGCAAAAAAAGCUUCUGCCAUCAUCUUCAACAGCUUUUAUGAACUAGACAGCGACCUUUUGGAUGCGCUUUCUUCAGUCUUUCCUCCGUGCUAUGGUGUUGGUCCGUUUAAGUUACUAGAGAAGGAAAUUGAUGAAUCAGUAGAGUUCAUCAAAUCAAAUCUUUGGAAAGAAGAGAACACCUGUUUGAAAUGGCUAGAAUCUAAACCAAAAUCAUCGGUUAUUUAUGUGAAUUUUGGUAGCACUACAGUGAUGUCACAUCAACAUCUGCUUGAGUUUUGUUGGGGACUUGCAAAGAGCAAUUGUCUGUUCUUAUGGAUAAUACGUCCAGAUCUUGUGGAUGGCAAAUCUGCAGUGCUUCCACCAGAGUUUUUGGAAGAGACAAGCAGUAGAGGGAUGUUGGCUAGUUGGUGCCCACAAGAACAAGUUCUAAAUCACCCUUCAAUUGGAGGAUUUCUAACGCAUAGUGGAUGGAAUUCGACAAUUGAAAGUAUUUCCAGUGGAGUCCCAAUGAUUUGUUGGCCGUUUUUUGCUGACCAACUAACCAAUUGCUGGUCGUGUUGCAACAAGUGGGAGAUUGGCAUGGAGCUUGACAGUGAUGUAAAGAGAGAAGAAGUUUCCAAGCUAGUCAUUGAGUUGAUGAAUGGAGACAAAGGGAAAGAGAUGAGGAAGAAUGCAAUCGACUUGAAGAACAAGGCCGAAAAAGCAUGUACCUCUCCUUUUGGUUCAUCCAUUGCGGCAUGCAUAGCAUCGUCUUUCAUUUCCCUCGUCGAUCUCUCCGCUAUACCAAUAUCCGGUUCACUUCCGCCAUGCGUGCAAAUCAUGUUUCGUCAAGUAGCUUCUCAUCUCCUUGACCUACCACCACUUACUCCGCCACCGCUACCACCACCACCCACCGCCUAUUCUCCACCGACGUCACCAAUACCGCACCGGGAGAUGAAGGGUUUGUUGAGGAUCGGAAGAAAGUUGUUCCGAACAUAG